Messenger RNA from Leishmania major strain Friedlin, 4671 nucleotides. RefSeq names its product putative diacylglycerol acyltransferase. The coding region runs from base 1 to 4671 and encodes 1556 amino acids. NCBI's taxonomy places the organism in Eukaryota, Euglenozoa, Kinetoplastea, Trypanosomatida, Trypanosomatidae. The transcript has a single exon. The record is from RefSeq and is a predicted model, not a curated record. Gene Ontology annotation, biological process: lipid metabolic process.
AUGCUUGAAUCCCAGGCGCAGCUAUCCAGAUCGCACGGUCCGGUAUCGAUAUCUCGCCCUCACUCCGACGUCGGCCUCGACGGUGAGCGGGCGGCGCCCUUCGAGGUGCCGCACUUCUCGACUGUCUCUCUCCUCACUGUUUGGAUGUUGGACUGCGCUGUGGGGCUCUUCUCGCUUGUCCUGUCUGACGUGUACGUGAACCAGUACCCCGAGUUCCCGCUCAUGUUCUUCCUGGCUCUUGGCUCGCACUUGAACCUCCUAGCUGGCUUCUUCGUAUAUCUGCUCGGCCGCGAGAAGUACGGCCACAAGGUGUAUCGGCUCUAUCAGCCCUUCGCCGGCGGUGUGCAGUUCGUCACGCUGCAGUGCUUUGGAGUCACGUGCGUGUCGUCCUCGCUGCUGCUGACGGCGGCGUACGGGCUUCUCUUCGAGCCCUCAGUGAAUCAUUCGCACGGCUUCAUGAGCACGAUUGGCGUACUGGCGCUGUUUGGCAACAUUCUUCUCUUGCUCUCGCUGCGGAGUUUCACCUUCCACGACUGCGCCAAGGCCUCGGAGCCGGGAUCGAACACCGCGUCAUCGGGCACCGGCUCAGCCUUCCUGGCGGACAAAGGCCUCUCCGCGUUCCUGCGGUAUCUGCGCCGCCGCCCCAAUGCAGAGAGCGCGCUGGAGGUGGCAUUGCUGACGACACAGAGCGCGUUCAGCAUGGUGGCGAUCCGCUUUCCAGGGCUGCAAGAGAGUAUCUUCCUUGUGAACCUUGCGAUCACACUGGCCUGUGGCACGUUGAGUCUGUUCUUCGUCGGCUACCGGCGCUCUCUCGGCUUCAUCAGCUUCCGCCUGCGGAUGCAUCGCACCUUUGACACCGUUCUUCUGUGGCUGUCGCGGUUUCUGUACGUCGCCGCAGUGUUUGCGAGCGUGCUGCUGCUCUUUAACGCCGGUGUGCACACAGUAACGCCAUUGUCUGUGCUCGCCGUGCAGGGACUGAGCGUCGUGAGUUGCGUGGCGCUGCUGAUGUUUCUGCGCACGAUGCGCUAUGAGGCUCUCGCGAAUACGCCGAACGUGCCAAGCAGUGUGUUCGAGCUCGGCGGCGUGGUGGCGGUGGUGACGGCGCUUCUGCUAGCAUGCCUGAACGUGAGCAUCUUUUUUUAUGUGCAGAACUACCCCGACGGCCUCGACGAGGCGAUGGAGGGGACAAGCUGGACGUGCCAGGGGGUGCUGGUGCUUGUGUCGCAGCUGGCUCAGCUCGUCUCUCUGCUACUAACGCCGAUGGUAUACGUGUCGGGCGUGAUUAUGCAUGACGAUCACUUUCGCAUGCUGGCCAGAAACCGCUCAGUCGAGACGCUACCGGUGUUGCUGCUGCAGGCCCUGAGUUAUCUGCUGUACGUCGCCGCCAUCAUCAGUUUCAUGCUCUUUCUGUCCAGCAGUGCUCCUGCCAUCGCCUCGCUGGAGGCGGUGCUGUCAACGCUCAGCGUUUUCUGCAUGACGUGUGCCGUACGACUGUGCAGCUCCUUGACGUUCAAAGGGCGUGCCUUUCUCGCUGCCUUGGUGGAGGAGCCCACAUCGGAGCAGACCACGGCGGGGAAAAAGCCGGCUACCAAGGCGGCCGUAAACCUUGACUCAGUGCUCCUUGUACACACCGAGCCGUCACCCGGCCCUCGCAGCAGGAUGGCGGAGGAGCUGGCCAACACAGCUUACAUCAUGAACGGUGAAAUGAUAUUCAGCUACCUUUUGUGCCUCACGAACUUGCUGCUGCGGCUCCUUGUCGACAUUUCGUUGCAUCAUGUGUGGGGCGAGGUGGAGCUUCCACACGCGCGCCUCAUAAUGAUGGCCGACGCCUGCUUCAUCGCGUGCGUGCCGCUGGUGCACUACUCGGGCAGGGACAAAGGCGUGCGAGGUUUUCACCCCUUCACCGGCAGCGGCAGCUUCGUGGCGCUGCAGGUGCUUGGCUGGAUGAUCUAUGCGAUUUGCGUCAUCGUCAUUAUCGUCGGUACCAUCGUCGCCAGCAACUCCAAAAGCAUUCCCGCCGAGUGGCACGCUCUUAUAGCAGAGGGCCCAGUGAUGCACACCCUGUUCGGCGUCCUGGAGCUGAUUCCGGUCGUUUUCAUCACACUGUCCAUCGCGAUCGAGGCCCGCUACACCAUGGCGGCAGCACUGCAGCAGCGCUUGGCGAAGGAGUCGUUCCUGGAGCUGCGCCGCUUCAUGCGCGAGGAGUUGGCGGACAAGUCGGACGAGGAGAAGGCCGUCGCCCAGGUCGCGUUCCGAACGCUCAUGACGGCAGCGCUGCACAGCUUUGACAUUCCGUGCACCGACAGCCUCCUCCGCAUAUGCAAGGACCCAGCGGCAGAGCGACGUACCGGGAGAGGCUCCCGCGCGCAGCGCAGUUACAGCACCGGCAGUGACGAGGAGGACAGCAGCACCGAAGGAAACAAAAGCAGAGAAAGCUCUGACGGGAGUUGGAGUGGAGAGGACUUGACGAUUCGCCGCCGGCGCCACGAGGGCGCACGUGUGCUUGUGUUUCUGCUCUGCUGCGCGUCAGCUGCCUUCUUCGUGAUAGCGGCGUUCAUGGCGAAGGUAAUGAUUUUGUCGUUGGCGUUCGCUGUGACUGCGAUGCUCAUAUGCACGAUUUCGUGCGUCGGCGUGCAUGCUGGCUAUGGGAUGGUCCUCCACGGAGAACCGAGCGUGUUUGUGCCAUUUAUGCCGUUCCGCGGUGGGUCACAGUUUGUCAUUCGGCAGAUGGCAGGAUGGUGCUGCUACGCAGGCGCGUUCCUGGUGACGCUCAUCACGUCGAUCGAGUCCGCGGAGGUGUCCGCCACGGCGAUGCUGAUUGCCGCGCUGCUGUCGGUGACGAGUCAGGUUUUCAUCUUCAGCUCUGUCCCUCUGUUCUCCCACCGGCGCGGCGAGCCGACGUUCCUGGAGGUGAACGGCGAAGGCAUCGUGGCCCUGUUCACCUUUUCAGGCGCGAUGGCGUUUGGACGAGUUUACACUCCACUUGUAGCCUUCUUUGGGUGCGACACACAGCACUACCUCCACUACGGCGACGAGAGCUCCGCCUCCCGCCGAACGCGCGUGCCGUUCGUGCUGGCAGUGAUGAGUCUCUCACUAGCGGUGCCGUGCACGCUGAUCGCCCUGAGUCGAACAAAACUGCAAUGGGAGCGUGUCAUGCGCACCGGCACCGCAGCGGAGGCGAUAUCCAAGGAAAGCCCCUCGUCCACGAGGAGGGCGCAUCAUCGCACGAAUUUGGCGAAAGGGAUUUCGAAUCUCAUAGAGGUACUCGCCAUCCUGUUUGCCACCUUCACUCCCCUGUCCAUUGUAUUUUUGAUAUUUUACUUCUUCACGCAGUACACGCCACGUCUGGUGCAGGUGAUGGAGGCCUACCUGCCAGUCUGCUUCGCUGUCACCGCGCUGACGCUGGUGCUGUCUGUGGUGCCGUAUGUGGUGGACGUCGGCGUGCCGAUGUUCGUGGUGACGGUGCGUGUGACGGCUGUGACGUGGAUGCUAUACUGCAUGCCCAUGCUCACUUCGGGCCUGUUGCUCCUCCCGGCGCUGAUUGCGCCGCGGCACAGCACCCUCUUCCUUGCGUGCGGCGCGCUUGCCCUGUUGCUGGCGGGCAACUUCAAGAAGGUGCGGCUUGCACUGAAGCUUGCGGUGUACGCUGUGAUCGGCUACCUGACGUACCAGAGGUGCAUGCUGCACGUUGUGGGCGGCCCGUCGUGGGGGAUGGCGCGCGCGCUUGGCGUGCACGUCGUGGACUGCGCGGUGCUCGGCGCGUUGCUGUGGUACCUCCCGCUGUAUUCGGGCAAGCCGUACCACACAGGGUCGCAGCGCAGCCUGCGCUUCACGGAGUUCGCGCGCAACUACUUGUUUGCCGACGCGGUGAAGUACUUCAACUUCCGCGUGAUUGUGGAUGACCCCGCCGUGCAGAUGCGGGACGACACGUCGCAAUACCUGUUCUCCUUCCACCCCCACGGCGUGUUCCCCGGCACGGCGCUGUUUGCGUCUCUGACGGCGGAGUGGGCCCUCAAGGUCGGCGUCAAUGCGCAGCGCUAUGUGUCGACGCAUGUCGCGAGCGUUGUUUUGAACGUGCCACUGCUGCGGGACUUCAACCUGCGCCUCGGUGCGCUGUCAGUGAGCCGGCGCUCUGUGGAGGCGAGCCUCGCGCGCGGCAACAGCGUCCUUAUCGUGACGGGUGGCCAGGCGGAGAUGCUGCGCGCGCAGGUAAGCUCGGAGAGGAUGAUCCUGAUCACGCAGCACACUGGUUUCAUACGGCUAGCCAUCGCGUCACGGGUGCCGCUGGUGCCGCUGCUGUGCUUUGCGGAGAACAACGUGCUGGGGAUGCUGCAGUUUCCGCGCAUCCAGCGCCUCUCGCUCAAGCUCCUGGGCUUUCCGUUCCCGGUGAUUCCCUUUGGCCGAUUCGGUCUGCCUCUGCCGUUCCGCACGCCGCUGACGCUUGUGGUGGGGCCGCCGCUUGCUAUUCCCGAGGGUGCGGACGAGAACAACCCCGAUGACAUGCGGCGCGUGUCGGAGGCGUACUUCCAGUCGCUGAAGGACCUGUUCUACCGCCGCCGCGCUGAGGCCGGGUACCCUGGCAUGGAGCUCGUACUGCUGGACGACGAGGAGGCGCGGAAGCGCAAGCAGGCCUGCGAGGCCGCGGCGUCCACAGCGAAGAGGGCAGCGUAG